Messenger RNA from Spodoptera exigua (beet armyworm), 1095 nucleotides. NCBI's taxonomy places the organism in Eukaryota, Metazoa, Arthropoda, Insecta, Lepidoptera, Noctuidae. The record is from the annotation of a GenBank genome assembly.
GGUAUUUAAAUCUGUUCUGUGUUAUUGCGUGGAAUAUUGGCACAAAACACCAUUCCAAAUAAUCUUCAUAAUGUACAAAUUAAAUAAAUUGACCAGUGAUAGUUUAACUAGUUUUACGAGUUUGUUGAAAACGAAAUGGAAUGAAAUUCACAAUGAAACCGACAUAUUUCGGUAUAAAAUUGAUGAUUUGAAGGAAAGGAUUAUUGAUGGGAAAUAUUUUCUACAGUUAAACCCUGAUCGACGGUCCAAAAGAAGAACUCCUGAAGAAAUGACUAAUAUUUGUCAACCAUUCGAUGAAAACAAAUUUAACUUUAAUAAAGUUUCCUCAAAAGAGAUAUUAUUUUCUUUGGAAGGCGAAGAUGGAGACAUACACACAGUAUUGGUGAAUGUGAGUCCGAUAUCUAGGUACCAUUCAUUGCUCUGCCCAUCUGUGAACAAAUGUCUACCUCAAGUAGUUACUCUCAACAGUCUGAAGUUAGUGGUACAGAUCAUGUUCCAAAUUGAAGAUGGUGAUGUAAGAAUUGGAUUCAAUAGUAUUUGUGGUUUUGCAUCCGUCAAUCAUUUGCACUAUCAUCUGUUUGUUGAAGAAAAAACUUGGCGAAUAGAAAAUGUGACAUGGCAACACUUCAAAGGAGAAAUGUAUACCUUGGAUGAAAAUUCUACAGUACCUGCAUUUUGUUUUAAAAUACAAAAGGACUCAUGUAAUCAGACUUUGCAACAAGUUUGGAAAGUUUUAGAAUACUUUUUGAAGAAGUCUAUUGCUCAUAAUAUUCUCUUUACUAAAAGGGGAUUGGGUGAAAGGGAUGAUGUGGUGUAUUUGAUAGUUUGGCCACGGAGAAAUACUUCUGGCGCUAAACAGUUAUCUGCCUUCAAUGUAGCUGUUUUAGAGCUCAGUGGAUGGUUUCCCAUUUAUGAUGAAGAAGACUUUAAUAAUGUUGAAGCAAAAGAUCUUGAAGCAGAACUAACGAAAUGGAAAAGAGAUGAUUUUAAAACUAUUUGUGAAGAUAUCAAAAGUAUAUAAUAAUAAUACAAACAUACCAAAAAAAUAAAUAUAUGACAGUGACCUGGAAGUAUGACAUAAAAGAAAAAUAAAAA